Papaver somniferum (opium poppy) is the source of this 1287-nucleotide messenger RNA. RefSeq names its product zinc finger BED domain-containing protein DAYSLEEPER-like. The transcript is spliced from 6 exons. The coding region runs from base 1 to 1287 and encodes 428 amino acids. The record is from RefSeq and is a predicted model, not a curated record. Lineage: Eukaryota; Viridiplantae; Streptophyta; Magnoliopsida; Ranunculales; Papaveraceae. Gene Ontology annotation, molecular function: DNA binding.
AUGUCAAGUGUACAAGAACAGUAUAACGAUGUUAUGAGUAGUGAGGAUGACGAUGUUGAAAUGGUAGAUUCUGAGAAUGUCUCUGCAACUGUUGGUUGUGCACCUACAGCUAUUUCAAUUGGAAAGAAAGGAAACAAUUCAAAGAAAUCUCGACUUAGAUCUGAUGUUUGGGACUUUUUUGACCGCGUUAAAGAGAAAGAUGGAACAGAGAAGGGAGUGUGUAAGGCUUGUAAAUUUGGAUAUAAAUAUGAAAGCAGCAAAGGCGGAACCUCAUCUAUGAGAAGGCAUGUGUGUCCUCAGCGUCAGUCUAAGGACAUAGGGCAGAUGAUGUUAUCUGCAAAGAACGGCCAGCUGUCUACCCGCGUACGCAAAUUUGAUCAAAUGAAGUUCCGGGAUCUUCUUUCAACAUUACUCAUUGCAAGAAACGUCCCAUUUUCGUUGGUGGAAUGGAAAGAAUUUAGGGAUAUAUGUAGGAUGUGUCUAACAUCUGACAUGUGGACUUCUGUUACGACUACAGGGUAUAUAAGCUUAACUGUGCACUAUCUUGAUCAAAAUUGGGAGUUAAAGAAGUAUCUUCUGAAUUUUUGUGAACUUCCACCACCUCAUACAGCUCUUAUCGUAAAAGAUGGACUUGUGAAGAUUGAUCCAGCUGUGCUUAAGAUAAGAAAGUCUGUGAAGUCCCUUAAAAAGUCUCAAGUAAGAAAACAAAAAUUCUUGGACAUUGUUGAUGCUUUAGGAAUGUCUCUGGAACAAGAAGGGGUAUUCGUCAAGACGUGGAAUUCAACUUAUCUCAUGUUGGACAGCUGUCUUGUUUAUAGAGUUGUUUUUGCUCAUUUAAAGGAGGUGGAUCCAGACUAUGAAGACUGUCCAAUGAUGAAGAAUGGGAGAAAAUUGAAGUUGUCACAAAGAGUUUGUCGAGUUCAGGUGUUACUCAAAAAAGAAAGUACAAAUGAUAUUGAUUACAUUAGGGAGAUGGUAAAAGAGAUGCAAGAAAAAUUUAACAGUUAUUGGACGAACUUGAGUCCUAUAUUGGCUAUUGCACUUGUGUUAGAUCCUAGAUAUAAACUUCAUUAUCUGAACUUUGCUUACUCCAAGUUGUAUCCUGAUGUAAGAGUACUAGAAAGAAAAGUUAAUGAUGUGCGUGAUGAAAUGAAAAAACUUUAUAAUGAGUAUUGCAUCUUUUCAAGAGCUUCUGGAAUUGGAACUCAGAAUUUGGGUACUCAAACCGAUGGGAAUUCUGCCCAUCAAGGAAUUAUUGUACUUUAUGUUCUUAUAGAAGAUAACUAG